CGAAAAAUCCCAACGGUUUUGUUCCCCGACGUCUUCUCUUUGUCCGGCUAGGUUCAUUUGUCUUUUUGCUUCAGUGGGAGCAAGUCUGAGCCCGUGUGCAGUCGAAAUUAUCGUUUAUUCGCUGAAUCGUACGUCCAAAGGUUGAAAUUCCACGGAAAUGGGGGAGGAAUUCGACGGAUUGGGGAUGAAUACCUCGUUUGUCGAUGGGAAUGACAAAAAUUCGGGAAAAUUCACUCCCGACGGCAUUGGGCAGUGCGAGGACUCGGGGUUUGCCAGCAUCGCAGGCUCUGUCACCACAGAAAAUGACGAGAGAUCGCGUCUCCCCGAGGCCCCAGUCCCCCUGAGCCGGACCGACCGUGAGCGCCUGCGCCUGGAGCACCAGGCGCUGAGGCGCCAAGCGGAGCAGCAGUACGAGAACGAGAAACGCGAGAAAGCCUACAAACGGCUGAUGCACCUCUUGAAGCAAUCCAAGUUCUUCUCAGACUUCCUGGUGAAGAAGCUGAGCAUCACCGAGACAAAGCCCGCGACCUCGAGGUCCUCCAAGCGCAAGCUGGAGGCCCCCGGCGACGACUCUACCCCCGCACCUCCCCCAAAGCGCCCCCGAAGAGGCCGCAAGGCCCCCCAGGAGGACCUGAAAGAGUCCCUGCCCCCUGACCUUCAAAAACGAAUGACAAGAAGUGGAAAACAGCACCUGACAGAGGACCAGAUCCAGGCAGAGCUGGAGGCGCUGGUCGACGAGGCAGACGAGGCCGCAGAGGGCCCCUUCACGCAGCCCAAGUACUUCGAAGGGGACCUCCGAGACUACCAGAAGCACGGCCUCCAGUGGCUGAAGGCUCUGUACGAGCACGGCAUGUCUGGAAUCCUUGCGGACGAGAUGGGGCUGGGUAAGACGGUGCAAGUGAUCGCGAUGAUGGCCCACCUGAUCGAGAAGCGCCAGUCGGGGCCCUUCCUGAUCCUGGCGCCGCUGUCGACGAUCCCCAACUGGCUGAUGGAGUUCGAGAGGUUCGCCCCGAAGAUCCCAGUGGUGCUGCUCUACGGUACCCCAGAAGAACGAGCCCAGCAGGCCCUCAAGCUGAAGAAACCGGUGUCAGUGGAUGGGUUCAGAACCCUCCCAGUGGUUCUGACGACCUACGAGACCCCGAUAAGAGACAAACGAGUGGUCAAAGCCCUGACCUGGAGGUACAUAAUCAUCGACGAGGCCCAACGCAUCAAGAACUCCGAGUGCCAACUGGUGCAGAUCCUGAAGACGUGCGAGUCGUCAAAUCGUUUGCUGCUGACUGGAACCCCCCUCCAGAACAAUUUGAAGGAGCUCUGGUCGUUGCUCCACUUCCUGAUGCCCGAGAUCUUCAGUGAUCUAGCUGUUUUCGAGUCGUGGUUCGACGUCAGGGACUUUCAGCACGAGGAAGGGACCACCAGGAUUCUCCAGCAGGAGGAGGAGAAGAAGGUGCUGCAGUCCCUCAGGGAGAUCCUCAAGCCCUUCAUGCUGAGGAGGAUGAAGACAGACGUCUGCCUGGACAUUCCAGCGAAGAAGGAGGUGAUGGUGUACGCCCCCAUGUCAGCACUUCAGCGACAGCUGUACACAGCUUAUCUCAACAGAGACAUCUGCGCCAUGUACAAGACGAAGCCUGAGCCGGUGAUCUUGGACGACGAGUUUGGGCAGAGGCCCAAGAGGAGGUGUGCUGUGAACAACAAGUACAGUGGGGUCUACAGGAACCCUUAUCAGUCGUUGGAGGGCAGUCAGGACACUUCGAUCUCCUCGGAGGACGACAGUCGUCCUUCAACCCCUGAUCCGGACUACGUGGCCCCAUUCUCGGACUCUUCUGUUCGUGAGAACGAGCCUGGGACUGCCCUGGGAGCCAAGGAGGGGGGGAAGGAGGUGACGACGCCGGUGAAGACAGCGGCUGUGGAGAAGGCCAUGGAGAACUGGACUGACCACGUUCAGGUUACUGAAGACAACUGCCAUUACCUCUUCAGACUGUCCUUUGGGAAUCGUCAGAUGAUGUACAGGAAGAUCAUCAAUCAUCCUUACUUGAUUCAUCUGCCUCUGAAUGACGUUGGACUCCCGAAAGUCGAUAAUGACCUCAUCGAGGCGUCUGGGAAGUUCGUGGUGCUCGAUAGAAUGCUGAGGAGGCUCAGUGAGGGGGGGCACAAGGUCCUCCUCUUCUCCACCAUGAAGAUGAUCCUCGAUGUCGUCGAGGAUUACCUCAGCAUGAGGCCCUGGAAGUACGUCAGGCUCGAUGGAGAGGUUGACAUAGAAACCAGGAAGAAUCGUAUUAAUGUUUUUAAUACUGAUCCUGAUUACUUCCUGUUCCUGAUAAGCACCAGGGCUGGGGGGGUUGGGCUCAACUUGGCAGCUGCUGACACUGUCAUCAUCUUUGACAGCGACUGGAACCCUCAGGUCGACAUUCAGGCGAUGGCCAGGUGCCACAGGAUUGGGCAGACCAGGCCUGUUGUUAUAUACAGGCUCUGCACCAAGGGAACCUUUGACGAGGCCAUUGUCAGCAGGGCGGAGGCCAAGAGGAAGCUGGAGAAGCUGGUGAUCUCCAAGGAGAUCGAGGAGAUGACGCUCUUCAAUAAGGAGGGGCUCUUCAAGCUGAAGGAGUUGCUGGACUCCAGCGAGCAACAGGUGGGGAACUCGGGGAAGGAGUUCCUCUCGGAGGAGGAGCUGGAGAAACUCCUGGACAGGAGCGAUCUUGAGGGGAGGGGUGAGGGCGCUCAGCAGGAGACUCAGCCAAUGGUUAUUAUGGAGUUUCCCACUGGUGAAGGGCAUCAACAGCCUGCGGAAGUAAAGGGUCUUCCCGAGGGGGCAGAUCCCGAGGACUCGGGAUUCGCAAGCAUCGCCGGUGCAGAUACUCCACAGAAGGAUGAGGCCCCAGAUCCCGAAGAGCAGGUUCGCAUAAAGGCCCAGGAGAUCCUCGAGAGACGUAGAGAGCGCGCGGCAGCAGCUCGCGUCCUCCAGGAGCAGCAGAACGAGGAGAAACGUCAGAACACGUACAAACGUCUGCUGCACUUGGUGUCCCGCAGCAAGUUCUACUCCGAUUUAUUCGCCCAAAAAUUGAACCCGGGGAAGAGCGCAGGCCCCGAGGCCCCUAAACCCCGUGGAAGAGCCCACAAGCGCAGUGCAGUUGAAGAAGAGGAGGUCCCGGCAGCGAAGAGAGCCAAAAAAAACGGAAAACUUGAAGAAGAAAUGGGAGAGUUGGGCGCAGUUGCGGGGGAUGACCUGGAGGAGAAGAAGGUCUUUGUUCCCUUGAAGUACUUCAGGGGAGACCUUCGCGAUUAUCAGGAGGAGGGGCUGCAGUGGCUGAAGGCCCUCUACGAGAACGGAAUGAGUGGAAUUCUCGCUGACGAGAUGGGUCUGGGUAAAACGGUCCAGGCGAUCGCGAUGAUAGCUCAUCUCCUCGAGAAAAAACAGGCUGGACCGUACCUCGUGCUGGCGCCCCUGUCGACAACUCCGAACUGGCUGAUGGAGUUUGAGAGGUUUUCCCCGGAAAUUCCAGUCGUCUUCCUCUACGGGACGAAGGAGGAGAGGGAGACUUUGGCGAAGAAAAUUACACGCCCGGUGGGGGUGGAUGGCUUCAAGACGCAGCCCGUUGUACUGACGACGUACGAGGUGGCUGUGAAGGAUGAAGUCUUCCUGAGGAGCCAGCACUGGAGGUAUCUGGUCGUCGACGAGGGCCAGAGGCUCAAGAACUCGCAGUCGCUAUUGGCACAGUUGAGCAUUGUUCAGGUGAUACAAAAGAUGAAAUCCUCGAAUCGUCUGCUGCUGACUGGCACUCCCCUGCAGAACGACCUGAAGGAGCUCUGGUCCCUCCUCCACUUCCUGAUGCCCGACAUCUUCGACGACCUCGCGGUCUUCGAGUCGUGGUUCACCAUCGAGGACUUUCGAAACGAAGAAGGCACCAAUCGUUUGCUGAAGCAGGAGGAGGAGAGGAAGGUCCUCCAGUUGAUUCGCGAGAUACUGAGGCCCUUCAUGCUGAGGAGGCUGAAGUCCGACGUCUGCCUGGACAUUCCGCCGAAGAAGGAAGUCCUGGUGUACGCGCCAAUGAGCAAACUCCAGCACGACAUGUACUCUGCAUUGCUGAACUACGAGCUGGACGAGCUCGCUGGAGAGAUGAAUGGGUCUCUGAUCCUUGACGACGAAUUCGGGAACAGGCCGAAGCGCAGGUGCUCGUACAGGAAUCCGUACAGCGGAGUCUACGGUGAUUCGCCCGGGCGAAGUGCCUCGACCUCGCCAGCUCCUGGCACCUCUCGAGCUCCCAGGGAACUCCCUCAGUCCGGGACUACCCCAGCUGUCCAGAAGAAAAUGAGAAGACUAAAUGAGUAUGCACACGUGACUGAGGAGAACUUCGAGUACUUCUCGAAGAUAACAAUGGGCAAUCGUAUGAUGACGUACAGAAAAGUCAUCAAUCACCCGUACCUCAUCCACAAUCCCACGGAGGAAGGCCUCCCCGUCGGUCAGGACCUGAUAAAGCUCUCGGGGAAGUUCAUGGUGCUCGACAGAAUGCUGAAGAAGCUCCACGAGGACGGCCACAGGGUCCUCCUGUUCUCCACCCUGAAGAUGCUCCUGGACGUCAUCGAGCAGUACCUGACGAUGAGACCGUGGAAGUACCAGAGGCUCGACGGUUCCACGGACGUUGCAGUCAGGAGAGAAUCCAUUGGACUCUUCAAUAACGAUCCCCAGUAUUUUCUCUUCCUCGUGUCCACCAGGGCUGGGGGCGUGAUACAAAAGAUGAAAUCCUCGAAUCGUCUGCUGCUGACUGGCACUCCCCUGCAGAACGACCUGAAGGAGCUCUGGUCCCUCCUCCACUUCCUGAUGCCCGACAUCUUCGACGACCUCGCGGUCUUCGAGUCGUGGUUCACCAUCGAGGACUUUCGAAACGAAGAAGGCACCAAUCGUUUGCUGAAGCAGGAGGAGGAGAGGAAGGUCCUCCAGUUGAUUCGCGAGAUACUGAGGCCCUUCAUGCUGAGGAGGCUGAAGUCCGACGUCUGCCUGGACAUUCCGCCGAAGAAGGAAGUCCUGGUGUACGCGCCAAUGAGCAAACUCCAGCACGACAUGUACUCUGCAUUGCUGAACUACGAGCUGGACGAGCUCGCUGGAGAGAUGAAUGGGUCUCUGAUCCUUGACGACGAAUUCGGGAACAGGCCGAAGCGCAGGUGCUCGUACAGGAAUCCGUACAGCGGAGUCUACGGUGAUUCGCCCGGGCGAAGUGCCUCGACCUCGCCAGCUCCUGGCACCUCUCGAGCUCCCAGGGAACUCCCUCAGUCCGGGACUACCCCAGCUGUCCAGAAGAAAAUGAGAAGACUAAAUGAGUAUGCACACGUGACUGAGGAGAACUUCGAGUACUUCUCGAAGAUAACAAUGGGCAAUCGUAUGAUGACGUACAGAAAAGUCAUCAAUCACCCGUACCUCAUCCACAAUCCCACGGAGGAAGGCCUCCCCGUCGGUCAGGACCUGAUAAAGCUCUCGGGGAAGUUCAUGGUGCUCGACAGAAUGCUGAAGAAGCUCCACGAGGACGGCCACAGGGUCCUCCUGUUCUCCACCCUGAAGAUGCUCCUGGACGUCAUCGAGCAGUACCUGACGAUGAGACCGUGGAAGUACCAGAGGCUCGACGGUUCCACGGACGUUGCAGUCAGGAGAGAAUCCAUUGGACUCUUCAAUAACGAUCCCCAGUAUUUUCUCUUCCUCGUGUCCACCAGGGCUGGGGGCGUUGGGCUGAACCUCAUGGGCGCUGACACUGUCAUCAUCUUUGACAGCGACUGGAACCCUCAGGUCGACAUUCAGGCGAUGGCCAGGUGCCACAGGAUUGGCCAGACUAAACCUGUUGUUAUCUACAGGCUCUGCACGAAGGGCAGCUACGACGAGGCCAUUGUCAGUCGUGCGCAGGCCAAGAGGAAACUGGAGAUGCUAGUCAUCUCCAAGGAGAUUGAGGAUAUCAAGGUCAAUAGGGAGGGGCUUGUCAGGAUGAAGCAGCUGUUGCAGGCGAGUGAACAUCAGGCUGUUGAUUCGGAGAGGGAGGUCUUCACUGAGGAGGAGUUGAACAGGCUCUUGGACAGGAGCGAUCUUGUUGAACAGAUGGAGAGGGCUGGGAACUCGGGGGGGUGAUAUACUGACUGAAGAUAUUUAUGAUAAUGCGUUUAUUUUUUAGGGGUAGUUUGAACUUUACGCUUUGAAUGAAUUGAAAUGAAUUGAAAAUGAAUUUUAAUUGACGUUUGGAGGUGAAUUGCUGGGAAUGGGUCAGUCAAUUUUUUUAAUGCAUGGAUAGACCUUCGAGAGGAAAAAAUCGGGAGUUCAUGCUUGAGGGAAUUACCGGUUUUAUUAUUUGUUUUUCGAAGAGUUGAAACUUUUUUUUUGUCAAUUUCUUGUAGUACUUUGACCUUUUUUAUUUCAAUAUUGUGACGAUUUAAGGAAAGACAUGACUGAUCGACUACUGACUUCAAAGAUAUUUAUGAGAAUUAAUGAUUUAUUUUAUUUUAUCGGUAAUUAAUAAUUUUAUUCAACUGUUAGUUAGUAUGAAGCUGUUAGUAUGAGGGAACACCGGGUGAACUGAAUUUUGGAAAUAAGUAAUUUGCUUUUAAAAAUGUUUACAAGAAUUAUUAAUUUUAUUAUCUUUAUGUGUUAAUUAAAAAUUCAUUUUUUAUUAAUUUUCUUAACGACUUUUCUUCCUGUUUUUUACUCCAACAUGAAGACGAUUUAAUGAGAGGCGGUUAUAACUGGUUAAUUAAAUUAAUCUCAAGCUUUUGAGGAGCGAGAGCGUCCAGGUCCUUUGCUGUUGGAUGAAUUUUUACUUUUGUAUGCCUGAGUCGAUUGUUCGCGGAAUUCUGCCUCAAGCUUUGUAUAUGUACCACCUGAAUAAUUAAUUAAAUAAAUGCAUUGAUUGCGGGAAA
Molecule: messenger RNA, 6885 nt
Organism: Diachasma alloeum
Lineage: Eukaryota; Metazoa; Arthropoda; Insecta; Hymenoptera; Braconidae
Exons: 8
Coding region: 158-6103 (1981 amino acids)
Cellular component (GO): nucleus
Molecular function (GO): ATP binding; ATP-dependent chromatin remodeler activity; DNA binding
Source: RefSeq, a predicted model, not a curated record